AUGCCGGCCCCACUGGAUCUCAGCAAAUCCAAGCUGUCAAUAUCCAACCCGCGGAUGAACCUGCGGCGAUCUGCCUCACACCACAACUCCAGUUACGAGAAGGUCCCCUUGUCCGCCACUUCUUCGCGCUUCAGCUUCAACCACCUCCUCUUCUCCUCGCCGCCACCAUCGCCGAGCUUACCAGCCCUCAUCCCGCCUCCCAGGAAGUCACCCAUUCACCCGCGACCCAGCCGUGUAUUCCGGUUCACCUUCUGGGCUGCGUUCGCGGCCCUGCUGUUCUACUUUGCAACAUUUCCUUUCCGAAGCAGCUUCGGCACGCCGGAGCUGAACAUUCCACACCUCGCCACACAUGAAGACUUCGAGAUGGUGGGGCAGGAUGACCUGCCCGACUUUCCCACCCCUAUCGUCAUUACUGAUCACAGCGGGAAAUCCAAGUGGACUGUAUCAGUCCCCCCGAGUUACGACUUUCCAUUGUCGGUGAAGGAGUAUGGAGACAUGUGCAGCAAGUGCCGAGAGGUUGCUGCUCGUGUGAGCGAUAUGCGCCACCGGGCCAAGAUUCUCGAUCAGAACUUCCUGAGUCCCGAGGCUCCGGCCGACCCGUACUUCGUCGAUGUGGCGGAAGCUCAGAAGUCGGGCCUUCUCCCAGACGUUGCCAACAGCAGAUGGCCGAGCAAGGGACAGGGCAGAGAUGGAGAUCUGGUUGGGGAGAACAAGGACUCGCUGGUAGAGAAGCCCAUCUGCCACACCUCAAUGACCUUCAUUUUGGAGACGGCAGAUGCUGGGAUCGGACACACCAUUAUGCAGCUUUGGACCUUCUACGGUCUUGCACAGAGACAAGGUAGAGCCUUCUUCAUCGAUGAUUCUCGCUGGGCGUACGGCAAGUACACCGACAUCUUCCAGGCGCCCCCAGUUCCAAACUGCCGUCCUCCACCCCGCCACGAGAUGAUUCCUUGUCCUCCCGGAGCUCGUCAUCUCGUUGUCACCUCCGAGACGGUCAAAGAGCUUUGGGCCGGUUCUCUUAGCAAACCCUACGCCGACUUCCGAGCCCAGGACGAGGAGGGAGUGCGAAAGCUUUUCGACUUGGCACACGAGGGCUACCGGGCCCUGUUCGAUCUCAACAAGGACGACACGCAGUACGUUCUCAACAGGGUCAAGGAAAUCAAGGCAAAGGCACUCACUGGAAACGCCAACCCGAACGACGGUCUUAUUGUUGGAGUUCAUGUCCGUCAUGGCGACUGCCACCCGCUCGAAUACCAAUACCGCGGGACCUACAUCCCUAUGGAGAUCAUCGCCAACCGCGCUCGUGAGAUCAUCGAGGUCAACUACAACGAGUCCGGAAGGGACGGCGCCGACGAUGAGCUCGCCAAGAAAAAGUCGUUCGUUGUUCUGGCGUCCGAUGACCCUACGGUCUACGAUUCCGAUGACUUCAAGGGCUCCAUGCGUGCCCAGGAGCAGAUCCGUCUUGCCUCCAAGCAGGAGACCCACAAGGAGACGCCUAAUAGGCAUGUCAUGCAUCGAUUCGAGGACGAGUCCUUCGGCUGGGAAGGCGGCUUCUUCGCCGCCAUGUUCUGGAACCUUGGUCUGUCGUCCAUGAGCGCCUCCAACGCCGCGACAGCCAAGAAUAAGCAGCUGGCUCCGUCGGCCGAGACUCUUCGUCUUCGGGGCUACGUUGGCCGUGCGUACAUGAUGGACCUUGCGGUGCUUGCCAGUGCGAGCGAUGCUAUCGUCUGCACCGUAAGCGCUAUGGGGUGUCGUCUGCUUGCAGUCAUGAUGGGGUGGGAGUCCGCCAUGGAAUCGGGAAACUGGGUCAAUGUUGACGGCCCAUAUGGAUGGACCGGCUUGUCCAUCUAA
Colletotrichum spaethianum is the source of this 1851-nucleotide messenger RNA. RefSeq lists its product as uncharacterized. The record is from RefSeq and is a predicted model, not a curated record. Gene Ontology annotation, biological process: protein N-linked glycosylation. Bases 1 to 1851 code for a protein of 616 amino acids. The transcript has a single exon. Gene Ontology annotation, molecular function: alpha-(1->6)-fucosyltransferase activity. Lineage: Eukaryota; Fungi; Ascomycota; Sordariomycetes; Glomerellales; Glomerellaceae.